AUGCCUCCAUAUUGGUUUCUUGGCAAAAGUCGAACCCUGAGAAAGAAACCAAGUAGUGUGAAACGUCUGUCUCCUAUACCUAGUCUAGGGAUCAGUUCUGCUCCCCAUACUACCGCCUACUACAGUGAGUCUGUCAUUAAUGAGUCUUAUCUAACUGAUGACAGAGGAUUUUCUCUUAAAACUAAUGUGGCCUUUGAUGAGCCAUUGGAAAGCAGUUCUUAUUGGAGUGAGGAUCUUUCAUCGAGAAGGAGAAGAGGUAUAGGGGGCAUCGAGUCCAAUAAGAAAAUCAAUGGAUUAGGAGACAAGAAGACAUAUGACACCUAUGGUUCUUCAUCUGGUUAUUCCUCUGAGGAUGACUACACAGGUGGUUCUUCCAUGGACCAGAAUACAUCCAAUUUUGGGUUCAAGAGUGUCCUCUCCAAAGUAGGGUCCUUCAUUUGGUUGGUGCUUUUAGCCCCAGGACGGUUCUUUGGUUUGCUAUACUGGUGGAUGGGGACCAUGUGGUAUCGUCUAACAACUACAGCCUCUCUCCUGGAUGUCUUCAUUUUAACACGGAGCUAUCUAGUGUUGAAGAAGAUAAUGUUGUUUAUGCUUCUGCUCUUGCUCCUGAGCUCUGUUGGUUAUGGUGCAUGGUAUUUUUAUCCCUUUGGGCUUCAACCUUCUAUGUUUUCUUGGGGAACAGUGAAAUUAUUUCCCUCUGGCACCAAGAAGGACCAAGAAAUGGGAGAGACUGCUGUAUUUUCUGAGGCCCAGCAACAGGCUUUGUCUCGUCUCCAGGCACUGGAAAGACGUUUUGAGACCCUGGAAACUGCAGCUUCUAUGCUAGAAUUCCAGAAAAGAAAGAACACAGAAGGUGCCACCCUGUCUCAUGAGGAUACCCUGGUGUUCCUGGAUGGGCUGAUGACUCAGAAAGAGGCAGCCAUGAGAGAGAAGCUUGGCUCAGACAUAGAUCUUCGUCUCCAGGAUAAAUUGGAUGCUUUCCAAUCCCAGGUGCAGAAGGAUUUUGACAAUCUCCUAAAGAAAGUCUCUCAGACUUCUGAGCAGGUGGAGGCCCAGACACUUGAGAAAACAGCUCAGUGGCAAAGCUCCAUAAAAGAAGACCUAAUGAAUACUUUCCGAAAGGAAAUAGAUAAACUGGAGGACCAUUUAUCAAGUCUGAAAAAUGAACUUGGGACUUUAGGUUCUAAUCAGAAGGCAUUGUCAAGACAAGUGGAAUCUCUUCCAGGGCAGAUCAAGGAAAUGCGAGAAGAUGUGGAAAUUCAGUUUCCAACAUGGUUUAGCCAAUUCCUGUCCCGAUCUAGAGAGGAUAAAACUGGAAAACCUUUUGUCCAGCAUGAAGAAUUACAAGAGCAGCUACGCCAAUUGGAGCACAAGAUCCUUGCCAAGAUCUUGAAGGACCAAGAACUGUCUGUGCAGGAUGUUGGAGUCACUCUUCAUAAAGAAGGAAUUACAGGAGUGACUGAGGAGCAAGUUCAUCAUAUUGUGAAUGAUGCCCUGAAGCGCUACAGUGAAGAUCGCAUUGGAAUGGUUGAUUAUGCACUUGAAUCUGGAGGAGCCAGUGUUGUCAGCACCCGGUGUUCAGAAACCUACGAAACCAAGACUGCACUUCUUAGCCUUUUUGGCAUACCAUUGUGGUAUCAGUCCCAGUCUCCAAGAAUCAUUCUACAGCCAGAUGUCUAUCCUGGAAAUUGUUGGGCUUUCCAAGGCUCCCAAGGUUUUGCUGUCAUCCGCCUUUCAAGCAGGAUCCAUCCCACUGCUGUGACGUUAGAGCAUAUCUCCAAAUCGCUUUCCCCCAGUGGAACCAUUCCCAGUGCCCCCAAGGACAUUGAAGUCUUUGGCUUAGAGGAAGAAGGGCAUCAAGAGGGCAUCCUCCUUGGGAAGUUCACAUACAAUCAAGAUGGGAAUCCUAUCCAAACAUUUCACUUUCAGGAUAUAGACAAAGAGGCAGCCUUCCAGCUGGUGGAGCUAAGAGUUCUCAGCAACUGGGGCCAUCCAGAAUACACCUGCAUUUACCGUUUCCGUGUGCAUGGGGAGCUGGUCUCAUAACGUCUUCUUGCACCACUAGCUCUAAAGUCACCUACCUCAAGAUCUGCACUUCAGACUGUGAAAGACAGUUGGGAAGCAGUGCCAGGAUGGCAAGCAACUUGGAAUGGGCAAUAUAUCUUUUUUGCUAUGUUUCACAGAGACAGGAUGUAAGCUGUGACUCUCCCUGAUCAGUCAGCUCUCUCCUGGAAACAACACUCUUCUGAAUGCAGAGGAAGAAAGAGGCCUUUUGGAUUUGGUAUUUUAUAUUUAGUUCUUCUUAAAGCAGAUUUUUAAACAUAUUUAAUCCAGUUCAUAUUUACCCCGUCCUUUAUACUUCUCCAAACCUGAUUUCUGGUUGUUCCUUUAAAGCUCAAUUUUCUGGGGACUGAAGGCAUGUUUAAACAAGCUAAGCAAUGCAGAAAAAAAAUGGCAGUGACACAAGGUUUGGUGUGAAGUAAGGCUAUAUUAAAGCCUUUGCCAGAUUCUAGGGUCCUAUUUAGGCCCUCAUUAGUGUGUUCCCCCUCCUCCCAAAGCCUCAACCUCUUCAUAGAAAGGUGCCUUUUACUGUGCCUACUCUGAGUGGUUCUGGGGGAUACAGAAGGUGUACUGGAAACUGUGCAGUUGAAAGUUUUUAAAAAGUGGUGUUGUAACUUUGGUCACCUUUAUAUCACCAUCAUAUUGUGUGGAGGCAGGUAGAGGAAUGUUUUCAUGAAAUCUGUCACGGAUGAGGAUUGUAGACUUAGGGCCAUUCCUCUUCCUGUGUAGACAGGAUUCCAUGGGAAGCAGCAAUGCAAAGAUUCAAAAGCUACAGAGAAAAAUAGGGGAUUGUUUAUUAGGGAACUGUGAUGUGUUUAGAAAUUCGAAGCUGCAGUUUUGAAGAAUGGAAAAAAAAGAGUUUUUCUAUGAGGAAAAUAGUGUAAAGAUAAAUUAAAGUUAUUUGUAUGGAUUAAAUGUUAACAUAUAUGUCCCAAUAUGCAGUAUUUUGUUUCUUAAAAAAUGAGAUAAUAUUGUCAGGCCUUCACACUGGCCUAGAAUCAAAUACACCAGUUCCUAAUAAGAGGGAGAUGGUUGCUAAUGCCAAAGUAUCCAUUAUGUUCAGAGAUGAAAUAUCUCUGAAUAUUGUUUUCUUGAAUAUCCUAUAUAUUUUGCAACCGUCAGUAUUACAAUAUUGGCUCCAAAGACAAAAAUUGUUUCUUAUUGAAUUCUGUCUUUCGACCUGCUUUCAGCAGACAAGUUGCAUAUUGUAGUUCACAAAACGUUAAAAGACUCUUGAGUUGAUUUCAACUCCUGAUGAUAAUGUAAAUAUAUCAGAAGCCGUCAUGAUUUGAACUGUAUAUGUUGGAAAGGGAUUAAAUGCUGUUUUUAAGCUUGCAUAACAUACAUAUUAAUCUCAUAAGCCAUUAAGAGUAGCAGGAACAUGAACUUCUAAUGUACCACAACCUUAUAUUUCUAAGCUAAUUGAAUUUUUAGCCAUUUAUUUGAAUAGUUACUUGAGACAGAGAAAGUGCAACUAAAUGUCUAUAACUUGCUAAACUUAAUCCCAUGAUCACUAAAUAGUAAAGAAAACUGCUAUAUUUCCGCAAUUUAUAUAGCAAAAUAUAAGCAUUAAUCAGAGUCCUGAGAUGGCAUAAUUUUUUAAACAUUGCUUAUGGCGUGAAAAAACAGCCUCCCCCUUUAAUAGAAAACAAACACAGCAAAGAAUAAAACAGCAAGCCAAGAAAAACUACGUAUCUCCCUGUUAUGCUAAUUGUUGAUCACGGAAACAAUUUUACAGAUAGAAAGAUUUUUAAAACGGUGUCCUUUUUCUUUGCUUGAAAGUGUCACACUCUAUUUAACUGCUACCCUUUGUAGUGGAAAAGCUUUGUACUUAGUAUAGGCUUAUGAAAAGAACAUUUUUCUUUUGACUAAAUGGAUCGUCUUUGAAUGAAAUCUCUGCUCAGUAGAUAUAGCCUUCUGGGAUUGUUGCCUAAAUAAUUCCUCCUUCCACCCUUACUUGAGAAGGAAAUAGCUAUACAUGGCAAAAGAGCAUGGAGACUUUCAUGGGUCUCAAAAGAUCCAAUUUUUCAGACUGAAAUAAUUUUGGAAUCAACAAAUGCUUCCUGCUUUAGAAAAAAAUGAUCUAAGGGGAAGACAUACAGCCUUGUCCAGCAUUUCCAAUUUGGGUCCCUCCAAAAGGUCUGUCAGUGUGGUAAUUAAUAGUUGACAUUGACUUGAUGACCCUGAAUUAAUCCAGAUAGGUUGGGAUUACCAGAACAGAGGUCAGAUGGGGGAAAAUAAUCUGGCAAAGUGAAUAUUAUCUCUAUUCUUGACUGCAAUGGUUUUUAUUAUUUAAAUGAAACCACAUAAACAUUUAGGUAGGUAACCAUACUGACAACUGAAGAGAGAAUGUAGAGAUAUCUGGUAGCAGGCUGGUAUAGUGUUCUACACCAGAGUACUGUAAACGUUGAAUGUCCUGGGUUCAAUCUUUGAUAUAUGUGGUUAAAGUUAGGAAAACAAUCUCCAAAUGAUUGUUGCUACCACUAUCCAGAGGAGUUGCAGCAUUUCUCUUGCAGCAGGAAAAAAAACCUAGUCCAAUUGGGUCAACUGGUUCCUUUCAUCCCUAAGGAUAAAUGACAGUGGAGUAGGCUGGGCUUGGCCAUUUCCUCUGCUUUGGGGCUUUGUUUUAAAAGCAUUUUCUCAAUUGUAAAUAUAAACGUAGUGGAUGUGCACAAUGUGCACAAGUUUACUGCUGCACUUUGGUGGCCACAAUGGCAGAGUAGUAUCCGUUACUCAUUCCAUGCACCUAUUGAGAGGAGAGAGGUGGGGCAAAGAACAAGGUUCUUGCAACUAGAACUGGUGCAUGCAUAUAGCAGUAUUAUAGAGGAAAUAGUAUUACUUGGACCUUGCCUCACUUCUUCGGUAUGAAGAUGUGACUGCUGUGACAUAACAUAACACAACACAUUAAAUGCUUGAGAAAUAUUUAGCUAACAAAGGUUUGUUACCAUUAUUGGUCUCUAUAAACUUUGUUAACCAGCUGCAUCUAACAGAAAGAUCUAGCUAAUAUUUGUGAUGUUGGUGCAGACCUCCGGUACUAUCUAUCUUUCCUUAUAUAUACCUGUUAAAGUGACAGGUGGGUUCUAUCAGUCCUUUCACCAAGAAUAAGAACAAAGAAUUGCUAGCUGAUCAUUCUUCCAGUAUCUCUUUAUCAGGUGCCCACAAUCAGGUAGCAUCUUAUCCUAUCUUUCAUGUUCCAGUAAUGUUGCAUGUUUUUUGACCUAUAGUAAUUUCCCUUUAAUAUUACAGUAAAGGCUGUUUCCGGCACUCUUUUUUUAAACAUUAGGCAAGAGUUCUUCUGGCAAGGAAAACCGCUGUCUCUUUAAUUACAAAAAAUAGUUUCAAUAUAUAUAUAUAUAUAUUCCACUGCUUGGAAUAAAUGUUAAGAUACACCCCAUUCUCCAUGUUCUUAGUUGUCCCAUGUACUUCAUGUAUAAUUUUUUUUUAACCAUUAAUUGUAACAUUAACUUUUUUGUAAUUACUCCAAAAUAAGGACCGGUUAAGGACAGGGAUUUUUGUUUUGAAAGAAUGGAUGGUUCUAUCUAGAAGAAAACUGAAACUUCUGGAAUAGUGCAUUUUCAAAGCAUUUGAUUGAUUUAGGGUUUAAUAUGGCAUGAUGAACAUGCAGUGGUUUUGUGAAAUAAUGGAACAAUGUUGAGAAAGGUAAAUACUGUAAAGGUAAAUAGCAGUUGUAUUCUUGUGAUGCACGAAAGCUAAAAGGCUUAAUUAAGGAGCACUUAUUGAUAUUUUUGUUCACCUGAUCUUAUUGUCAAAUAAGUCAUAUUAUUUUGACUUAUUCCCAGAGUCCCAGAGUUAUUCCUCAAGGUACACAUUAUUUAUAGUUCUUUAUAGUCAUCCACUAGUCAGUUUACUGCUUCCAGAUUUUCCCUUGUCUUCAUCAGCCACAUAACCAGCUCUUUGAUUUCGAUAAUAGUUCCAAGUGUUUGUUAACCAGUCUACUUAGCAAUCUUCAAGUCUUGGAAUUUUUUCCUCCUUAGUUGUGAAACAAAUAGGUAUCAGACAGUAUACAUCAAAACACAGUUUUCUAGAUGUGUUUACCUCCAUUCAGUAUUAGAAAUUUUUUCAAGGACUUCCCAGCCUUGAUAUAGUGUAUUUCCUUUCUUUCACCAGUAGAUAGCAUCAUUGCCAAAAAUUUCAGAGUGACACCCAAUUUGACAGUGUUCCGAUUUCUUCAAAUAAGUUCUUCCACUUUUUCCAAUAAUCAACCCAAUGUUUCCAGCAUUUCAAAAUUCCCAUUCAAGAUGUUGCCAAUAAGAUAUUUAAAUCCAGUCAUUCUAUAUUUAAAAAACAUCCUCUCUUAGGAUAUAAUUUUCUUUCGAGUCUGUAAUCUUUCUCUAAGUAAUUGUUCACCUCUUUUAACAUUUUGGAGAGUUAUCUUUUGGCAUUUCUUUUCUUUGGGGUUUAAUCUCUAGUAAAGAAAUUGAAAAUCAUCUCAUCCAGCUCCAGUCCUCUGUUCAAACACAACUCCAGAAUAUUUCUUUCUUCAGUUGUCCCAGCUUCAUGGCGCCCAUAAUAGCUGCCUCUCCUUCCUCGUUGAAUAGGAGAAUGAGCCUUGGAUGAAGCAGGAGAGUUGCCACUCUCCAUGAUCUGCAAGGCGUCUCUCCUUUCUUCGUCACCCCUACAAGGUGACUUUAGCCCUUUAAGGCCCCUCCCCUCCCAUGAGGAGAAUUCAGACUAGGUUUGCAGAGCCCCACUCCCUAUGACUGUCUUGCAGCGACGCCAAACAGGAAGUCUUUUAGUCUUUUAAACAACUUUGCUACUGGCAGUUGCCAUCUGUAGAACAUUUUGUAUAAGUUUUCCUUAUAUGAAGUAGCCAUUGUCAGUUUAUAUUUUCUGUCCAAAAGUUUUUGCCAUUUGUCUAGUUCUAUCGCAUAACCAAAAUUUUUUUUGCCCAUGUUAUUGUUUUUUUAAUUUGUUCAUCUUCCAUUUUGAGGCUUAACAGGUAACUAUAUAGUUUCUUUUAAGGGAUGCGGUGGCUCAGUGGCUAAGAUGCUGAACUUGUCGAUCAGGAAGGUUGGCAGUUCGGCAGUUUGAA
Thamnophis sirtalis is the source of this 7114-nucleotide messenger RNA. The record is from RefSeq and is a predicted model, not a curated record. Lineage: Eukaryota; Metazoa; Chordata; Lepidosauria; Squamata; Natricidae.